Molecule: messenger RNA, 1254 nt
Organism: Panthera uncia (snow leopard)
Lineage: Eukaryota; Metazoa; Chordata; Mammalia; Carnivora; Felidae
Gene: PBDC1
Product: polysaccharide biosynthesis domain containing 1
Exons: 6
Coding region: 49-708 (219 amino acids)
Cellular component (GO): cytoplasm
Source: RefSeq, a predicted model, not a curated record
CACAUAUAGUCAUUUCCGGGAAACGGGUGCUUGCUCUGUGUGUGCAACAUGGAGGCGACUGGUGUGACUGCUGAGCCGGUUUCCGGGGAACUGGUGUCUGUGGCACAUGCUCUUUCUCUCCCAGCUGAGUCUUAUGGCAACGAUCCUGAUAUUGAGAUGGCUUGGGCCAUGAAAGCAAUGCAGCAUGCCGAAGUCUACUACAAGCUCAUUUCAUCAGUUGACCCACAGUUCCUGAAACUCACCAAAGUGGAUGACCAAAUCUAUUCUGAGUUUCGAAAAAAUUUUGAGAAACUCAGGAUAGAUGUGUUGGACCCAGAAGAGCUCAAAUCAGAAUCAGCUAAAGAGAAGUGGAGGCCAUUUUGCUUGAAGUUUGAUGGAAUUGUAGAAGACUUCAACUAUGGUACUUUGCUGCGACUGGAUUGUUCUCAGGGCUACACUGAGGAAAACACCAUCUUUGCCCCCAGGAUACAAUUUUUUGCCAUUGAAAUUGCUCGGAACCGGGAAGGCUAUAACAAAGCAGUUUACAUCAGUGUUCAUGGCAAAGAAGUAGAGAAAGAAGGCAACCAUGGAAGAGAGAAAGCUGACAGUGGAAGAGUAGAAGAGAAAGGAGCCAAAAGAGAAGGAGAAAAAGUGAAAACCAACAAAGGAGAAGAAAAAGAGAAAGAAGCCAACAAAGAAAUCAACAAGAGUAGUGAAACAGCUAUGUAAGCUAGACAAGGAAUAGCCCCCUAGAAGCUGUGACUCAACUAAGUCUAUAGAUACCAUGAUACUGGCCGCACAGACCCCUGUGGUUAAAUAUAUGUCAUUGCGCAAUUGAAAGACAUGCAGAAGGACAUCUUUCUAGCCUAAUAAUCAAGAGCUACUUUGGUUGUUCUCUUGUAUGAACUGGCUUAAAGACUAUAAGUGGGGUCUCAGUUGAUUGUUGCUUGGUAUAGUAUUUCAUAGUUCUCACCACUGGUCAAGUAAGAAAUUUUAUAAAUAAAUUUCUUUUGGUUCUUAUGACUAUAUCUGUGAUUGACUUUUAAAAGAUAUUUCAAAUUAUUUGACACUUCAGAUUUUUUUCAAGUAUAUAACCUCUUUAUCGUGUCAUAUAAAAUGAUUUAUGCCUGUUUUUAAAUGCUUAUCAUUGUUUCCUAUAGUGAACGUUUCUCAAACCUGUUAAGUUGUAUAUGACUUUUUUUAAAGUUUAUUUAUUUUGAGAGAGAGAGAGACAGAGUGCUCACUUACAUGAGUGAGGGAGGGGCAGAGAGAGAG